AUGAACUCAGAGGCACCCAAAUCGAAAAAGAUCAAAUCUAAAGAUAUAAAAAUGGCAUCCUACGUUUCAACAAAAACUGCAGAAUCGUCUUCAUGUGCUACUACCGAUUCCACUAAUUCCCGUACAAUGACUCAAACUACCACUCAGGAGGCUAUCGCGAUAACUAUUCCUCCAGAAAUUUUUAUUAAAAUCUGUGAACAUUUAUCUCCCGAAGACCUUUUAUCAUUGACAGGUGUUUGUAGAAGAUUUCGUGGUUUCUUGUGUUCACCACAAUCUUCAAUCACACAAGAUAUUUGGCGAACUUCCAGAGUAAACUUUUUACCUGGUCUUCAAUUACCACCACCUGAAGGAAUGUAUGAAGAAGAAUAUAUUAGAUUUGGAAAAUUAUUAACUAGAUGUCAAUAUUGUAAAUCACGAAAAAUGGUUAAAGUUUAUUGGCAAUUUCAAGUGAGAUGUUGUCAAGAAUGUUUAUUAAAAAACACCACUGCAAUUGCCAAAGACCAUAAUUGGAUGGCGGAUGCCAUACAAACAGGAUUAUGUUACGUACGUCAUAUCAAUCAAAUCCUUUUCUGGACACCAGAAUUCAAAUCAUCAUAUAAAGAAUUUGAAGCUAUUGGCGGUAAUCAUUAUCUGACGUGGACAUCUAACAGAAAAGAAAAACGUAUUCCAACUGUUAGUGCUUUAGGAGUUGAUGUCGAUCCAAGACAAUUUUCUCUUUCUCAAAUUCGUAUAACUGGAACAAGAUCAAGUGUUUCAUCGGCAGUUUCAGCAUUACAACAUUUUAGUCAUAUUGAUACUCUUGAUAUCAUGAUCAUGGAUUCUCCCUAA
This is a messenger RNA of Diversispora eburnea, 828 nucleotides long. The record is from the annotation of a GenBank genome assembly. Lineage: Eukaryota; Fungi; Glomeromycota; Glomeromycetes; Diversisporales; Diversisporaceae.